Messenger RNA from Eremothecium sinecaudum, 1902 nucleotides. Its product is annotated as HCL378Cp. The transcript has a single exon. Gene Ontology annotation, biological process: regulation of GTPase activity. Lineage: Eukaryota; Fungi; Ascomycota; Saccharomycetes; Saccharomycetales; Saccharomycetaceae. Gene Ontology annotation, molecular function: guanyl-nucleotide exchange factor activity. Gene Ontology annotation, cellular component: cytoplasm. Bases 1 to 1902 code for a protein of 633 amino acids. The record is from RefSeq and is a predicted model, not a curated record.
AUGCAGCUGCAAGAACGAGAGAAGGAAUUGGAAGACAAUCGGCGGGAGGUAUUGCAAGAGUUGAUCGACACUGAGGGCGACUACGUGUCUAUGUUUGGAUUGUUUCGAGAGAGCUAUCUAAAAGUGUUAGCACGCGAGGAGGAACAUGUCGUCUUUCGAAGCAUGGAGUGUGUCGUCAAAGAGUUAGUACGCUGGCACCGCCGCAUGGAGAGCGAUCUAAAACAUAUAGUACGAAACUAUGGCGACAGUAGCGUUGAAGCAGCCCUUAGAGUAAGCAGGCAAGUUGUGGCAUAUAUGGCUAAAUUAGAGGCACAUUACCGCAGUUACAUAUUCCAUUUUCAGGCAUCAAGCAAGUUGUUUGCAGAGGAGACUUAUUAUGGAAAGGUUAUGCGUGGAUUAGUGGGCAGGUUAGAUCAUGGUGUGCGCACUUAUCAGCGGACGCAGUUUAGUGGUGAUGAUAAAAGACAUCUUUGGCAAAAGGACACCUCCUAUGAUUGUUUAAGUCAUUUGCCAGUAAGCAGACUAACCAAUUAUAAAUUGUUUCUCGAGGUUAUUGGUAGGACCGUGACACUUCCAGCAGAUAAACAGCGUAUCUUGGGAUAUACGAGGAAAACGUCAGAGAUUAUUCAUCAUAUAAAUAGUGAUAACAGUACCAUGGAUCCAAUUAACACAAUAAUCCAACAACGGCUUCGUUUUCCCACAGUGGAAUACGUUCCAGUAUGUGCGUUCGGUCAAUGUAUUUUGGCAGGCUGUCUUAAUACUAUGUGGGUCAGGCGAAGAGCGUCCUGUGGUUUUGCCAUUGUGGCAGAACCAUUGGGUGCCUUUUUGUUUAAGUCAUAUCUCAUUCUUGCGGACGUUUGUAAGGAUUGGUGGACCGUAAAGCAUUGCGUGCCUAUGGUGAGAUGCAACAUCUACGAAUUAAACACAAUUGUGGACGUUACUGAUCCUCCAGAUUCACUGUCAAAGGAUAUAUUGGCAGCUGAUGUUUUUGACAGUAGUUAUAACCUGGAUGCGGCUUCCGUUAAUAAUGGUGAUGAACUUGGCGUCUGCGACGUCAGCGUUUCCAGUGGUAUGGAUCACCAUGGAAAUAGUGAAAUGUCAGGUCGCACUGAAAAUGGCAACUCUUUUGGUUUAAGAAUGGAAUUUUACUUCUAUGGUCAAUGCUUUGAGAUCUUAUUUGCUUUUAGAAGCCGCCAAGAGUAUGAAGUAUGGAAACAGCACUUAAUUACAGUCAAAGAUUUGAAUAGUGCAUCUGGCGUCGAAUUUGAACAAAUGAGUGACGUAGGUGAGUCUACUAUGGUGCCUCGAGAAAUGGUUCCCAGAACGACAGUGGCCAGUAGGUGUCCUAAAGUUAGUGAGUUGCCUAAACUAACGCAAGCACAGCGUGACAUGUUGAAGCAUUCAGCCUACGACUAUUAUGGCUCAUGUCCAUCUCAUAUGAAUGUGAAUUACGGUGGGACCCAGAGAUAUCAGCAAAAACGUCAAGGUUUAUCUAGAAACAAAUCAGAACCAACAAACUUUUAUGCUACCUUUGAUAUGACAAGGCGGUUGCAUACAGAAACAUUCAUGUACGACGUUUGGUCGGAUAAUUUAAUCAGAACACAUCCACUGGACUAUGUAAUGACAUCAUACAGUGAUAACACCACGAGUUUUGGAACAGCAAGGCCUUCACCGUCAAUGAGAUCGUCAUGGGGUGUGUUCUCGAAUCGGUCAGAAAACUCGAAAUCAACAUUUAUGGCCGAACCAAAUAAUCAAGACUUGACUACACAACAAACCAAAAACAAAUAUCACGAUAAUAAUAGGCCAACUACUAUCGCCCGGCUGGGUACAAUAAACAAACUCAGAAGCUAUCUUACUGUAAAAACCUAUAACAAACAGUUUAGCGAAAAUCAAGUAGCAUGA